AUACAGGACACAUCACACAGAUUGAAUAGCAUGAAGCUCUCACCCGCACUUGCCCUUCUCGGUUCUGCCGCUGCACUUGCCGCACCCAAUACAUUACGCAGGCAGUCACCUACCGACGGCGUCGAGAACGGCUCUUUUGAAUCCGGUACCACAGGCUGGACACUUACUGGCCCAGCGAGUAUUGUCUCUAAUGAGGACGCCAACCAAUGGCGCUUCAGCGCACCCGAAGGCACCCACUUUGCCAUUCUCAGCUGGUCCAACAGUAACAACACCGGGAGUUCAAUCGCAACGCCCGUCUCAGGCUUUUCGCACGUCGCACCUCAGUCGUUGAGCUUUGACUGGAGAUAUCUCGUCAGCUCGACCGGACGCGGACCACCUUCCAUUCAAUGCACGCUCCAAACGAGCUUAUACAGUGGUAUGACGGUGCAGAGCUGGACGAGGCGUGCAGCCGCCGGUGGAUCGGGUUCUGUGCAGGAGACGUUCACCACUGGAUCCUCUGGAGGCACUGUUACGAUUGCCUUCGAGUGCGCUGGUAACGCGGCGAGCGCGGAGGUAAAUGCUGGGGUGGCGAUUGACAAUGUGAAAUGGGCUGGUACAUUAGCUUGAAGAAGUGGCCGCAGUGUUGUGUGGCGCAGUGUGAGGUAUGGUUAUGACCAAGCGUAUAAUCAGACUAGUCUGCGAAGCCCCGAAUCCAGCAAUGCUUAGAUAGCAUUACCACGAUACUCCGAUCCAUGAUAGCCUCAAUCGAAAUAACAUAGCUAG
Molecule: messenger RNA, 762 nt
Organism: Boeremia exigua
Lineage: Eukaryota; Fungi; Ascomycota; Dothideomycetes; Pleosporales; Didymellaceae
Exons: 2
Coding region: 31-606 (191 amino acids)
Source: RefSeq, a predicted model, not a curated record